CUCUACCGUACAGAGACUACAAUUAUAUUCCCCCCUCCUCUUCUCCCUCUUCCCCCUCAUGAGACUGUAGGGAGACCCGACCAUCCCCAUCCAUUUUUCAUUUCUUCGGUGCAAAAAAACCAACUCCACUUUUUUCCGCCUGUCACUUUGACUUCUCCCCUAUUCUGCCAGCUCAUUCUCUGAAAAAUUUCAUCUUGGCGUGACUCUCCUUCCCCUUCUCAUCUGGGCCUUCUCGAUUUCUUCCUCUUGAGACAUCCCCUGGCUUGCUUUACCUCUUCCUCCUGGUCUUGUUUCUCGCUUGGGCAUGUAGAUCUGUCCGCGGAGGGCUCCGAUCGGCGGUUUCAGUAGGAGCCUCGCCUACUGCUCCUCAACAGUUAAAGCUGAUGAAUUCGAUUGGGUUUGUUUUGUAUGCGGGUGCUAUAGGUUAUUUGGGUUCUGAUAUUGUAGGCUUUGUGCCUCCAUUGCUUAUGAUGCAAAGAAACCGGGAAAGGAUUCUGCUGGUUAAGGGAUACUUCGGUUUUUUGCGGCUGUUUUCAUUGCCGUCGGCGGUGACCUUGCUGCUUACGUGCUGCUGCUUCUGUAGAGCAAUCGGUGCGCUCAUCCAUCCUGGCUAUUUUUUGAUAGAAUUAUCAUCGGCUGUGGAUCGUUUAUGCUUUGCUAGAUAGGGUAUGGGAAACAGCAGCUCACGGGUCAUCGGUUGCUUCGUUCCAUCCGGCAAUGUUAAGGAUGGAAACAAUUUGGAGUUUUUAGAGCCCUUAGAUGAAGGGUUAGGCCAUUCCUUCUGUUAUGUUAGGCCAGUGAUUUUUGACUCUCCGGCAAUAACUCCAUCCACCUCUGAGAGGUACACCUUAGAUUCAAGUAACCUCAGUUCCGAUAUACAGAGUGGCUCUUUUAGGCAGGAAGUGAGUGCUGAGGACGUGGGUGGCCAGCAAAGACCUAAUAAGAACCUUUCUGAAACCACUUUUAAGACCAUUUCUGGAGCCUCAGUCAGUGCCAAUGCUUCUACAGCCAGGACUGGUGGAAAUUUGAACGUGUUGCUAGCUGGUGAUGUCCAGGAGCCCGCUGCUUCUUUUGAGAGCACGGCUUCGUUUGCUGCCAUACCUCUGCAGCCAGUGCCUCGAGGGUCUGGACCCUUGAAUGGCUUUUUAUCAGGGCCUUUAGAGAGAGGGUUUGCUUCUGGGCCUUUGGAGAGAGGGUUUGCUUCUGGACCUUUGGAAAGAGGGGCAGGCUGCAUGUCAGGGCCACUAGAUAAAGGUAUGUUCAUGUCUGGUCCUCUUGAUGGAACAGAUAGAUGCAAUUUUUCUGCUCCGCUUAGCUAUGGUCAGAGAAAUGCUGGGAUCAAACGUCUUGUCAGGAGUGUGAGUAGACCCAUGAGACGUGCUUUCUCUCGAACAUUUACAAAAGGCUUGCAGGGUUCUGGUUGGAUGCAGAGAGUACUUUUGCAUCCAAUGGUGCAGAUGGUUUGGCAUCCUAAGGAGGAAAAUCUUAGACAGCCAGCAUCACAGAACUGUGUUGAGGUUGGGUCGUCUGAACCUGAAUAUAGAUGUACGAGGAACUUGCAAUGGGCUCAUGGUAAGGCUGGUGAGGACAGGGUUCAUGUUGUUUUGUCUGAAGAGCAAGGGUGGCUAUUCAUUGGGAUCUAUGAUGGUUUCAGUGGCCCUGAUGCACCUGAUUUUCUUAUGAGCAACCUUUACAAAGCAAUAGAUAAAGAAUUGGAAGGUUUGUUGUGGGAUUAUGAAGAUGGAUCUCAAAGGGGUUCACCUACAACUGUUAUUUCUGCAAACAAUGUUCCCUGUUCUUCAGAAUGUCUACAACCAGAAUUCAUGCCUCCAAUGGUCCAUAAUGGCUGCACUGAAACACUGCUUUCUGGUUCUCAAUCAUGUAAUGAUCUCUCUAAGAACCAGUUGUCUGCAGAAGUUCCUCCUCCUGUACCAUCAGAGCGAAAUAAAAAUGUAGGGAAUUGUCCUGUGGGUGAUGAUUUAGAAAAUGAAUCAGUACUAGAUGAUUACACUUUAGAAGGUAGAGUUAGGGCCAGGGAAUCAGACAUUCAGCAAUUAGGUGUAGUGAACCAAGAUCAGCGUGCAUAUGUUGAUGAAAAGAAUGCAGAUGUAGCUGCUGAUGAUGAUCUAAAAGAUGCUUCUUGCUGCCCAAAAGACAACUCAUGGAUGACACACAGGAAAAGCAAGCGAUUAUAUGAACUUCUUCAAAUGGAACUUGAGGAGUACUCCAUACCCAAUGAGUCUUGUUUGGGACGGGAUACCAUCAUUGAGAAAUCUGGAGAUCCACUUCCAAAUUUUCAAGGAGAGUUAUGUGCUACAGAAGAUUUAGCAGAGGCAAAUAAUUUUUCAUGUGCCACGAGCAUCAAGGGAGAAAGCUCGGGCCACGUUGAUGUAAUUGUUUGUGUAAGAGAAAGUGAAGAUACACUUGAGGGGGCAUCCGUUGGCUCAGAACAAAUAGUUAAAUCUUCGGUUUCAUCUUCCACACAGAAGCACAUGAUGAAGAAAUCUUUGAUUGGAUUCAAGUUGGGAAAAAUGUACAGGAAGCAGAAAUCAUUAAGGAAAAAACUUUUCCCAUGGAGUUAUGAUUGGCACAGAGAUCAACACCAUCUGGAUGAGAAGGUGGCCAAUCCUUCAUUGGUCAUUAGGAGAUGCAAGUCGGAACCAGUGGAUCAUUGUGCUGUACUGAAGGCUAUGGCAAAAGCACUUCAAACUACAGAGGAUGCUUACAUUGACAUGGUGGAGAAGGCACUUGAUAUAAAUCCUGAGCUUGCACUGAUGGGAUCCUGCGUUCUUGUGAUGUUGAUGAAGGAUCAAGAUGUUUAUGUAAUGAAUCUUGGCGACAGUCGUGUUGUCUUGGCACAAGAUAGACUAAAUGACUGCUUUGGUAAUUCCGAUCUUGGAACAGAUGGUUUAAGGUGCCGAAAUAGGCCAGGGGGCCCUCUGGUUCAUAUGGAGCUUGACAGGAUAUCAGAGGAAUCUCCUAUGCGCAAUCAAAAUAACCAUAUCAGGAGAGUUAACAAGAGCUUGGAAAUCUCUCUCUGUGGACAAAAAAUGCAUGCUAUACAGCUGUCCACUGAUCAUAGUACUAGCAUUUAUGAGGAAGUUUGGAGGAUUAAAUCGGAACACAGUGAUGACCCUCAAGCAAUAUUAAACGACAGAGUAAAGGGACAACUAAAGGUUACUAGAGCAUUUGGAGCUGGGUUUCUUAAGAAGCCGAAGUUUAAUGAUGGUUUGCUGGAGAUGUUUCGGAUUGACUAUAUUGGGACUUCACCAUACGUCAGCUGCACACCAUCUGUUGCCUAUCAUCGUCUAUGCUCAAAUGAUCGAUUCUUGGUCCUAUCGUCUGAUGGUCUUUAUCAGUAUUUUAGCAACGAGGAGGUAGUUUCACAUGUUGCAUGGUUUAUGGAGAGCAUGCCAGAAGGGGAUCCUGCACAGUACCUCAUUGCAGAAUUGCUUUUGCGUGCAGCCAAGAAAAAUGGAAUGGACUUCCACGAGUUGCUGGACAUUCCUCACGGGGAUCGCAGAAAAUACCAUGAUGAUGUUUCUGUAAUGGUAGUUUCUUUGGAAGGAAGGAUUUGGAGAUCGUCAGGGUGAUUUUGAGCGUCUUUUCUGUGCAUUUCUUUAUUGAACAAUGUUCCAACAAGAGGUAUCAGCCUCUUUUCUUGUUUCUUCUGGUUUCUCCCUGUUGAGCGCACUGUCUUUUUCCUUUUAUUUUUGACCUGGCUGGGGGAGGCCACAGUCUUCAGAAAUGUUGCAGUUUGUGAGGAGCCAGAUGGAUCAACGUCUCCUUUUUCCAAGAGAAUUUUUAUAGAAUCCCUGAAAAAUUAAUUGUUUAAAAAAUUUCUGAACAAUGAUGAUAGUUUAUUAGCUUUGACAUGCGCUACAGUGUUUUUCAAAGU
Molecule: messenger RNA, 3898 nt
Organism: Phalaenopsis equestris
Lineage: Eukaryota; Viridiplantae; Streptophyta; Magnoliopsida; Asparagales; Orchidaceae
Product: protein phosphatase 2C 32
Exons: 5
Coding region: 669-3593 (974 amino acids)
Biological process (GO): protein dephosphorylation
Molecular function (GO): protein serine/threonine phosphatase activity
Source: RefSeq, a predicted model, not a curated record